Trypanosoma conorhini is the source of this 657-nucleotide messenger RNA. Its product is annotated as SNF7-like protein. The record is from RefSeq and is a predicted model, not a curated record. NCBI's taxonomy places the organism in Eukaryota, Euglenozoa, Kinetoplastea, Trypanosomatida, Trypanosomatidae. The transcript has a single exon. The coding region runs from base 1 to 657 and encodes 218 amino acids. Gene Ontology annotation, biological process: late endosome to vacuole transport; endosome transport via multivesicular body sorting pathway; protein transport. Gene Ontology annotation, cellular component: multivesicular body; ESCRT III complex.
AUGUUUGACAGGUUUUUCAAAACUGUGGACCCCCAGGAGCAGGCGAAGUUGUGGCGGCGGAAACUCAGCUCGGAGAUGCGCAAGAUUGAUGCCCAAAUUCGCAGGAUUCAACGGGAGGAGAUGAAGGUCAAACAGGAGGCGAAGGUGGCCGCGCGAAAAGGUGAUCCUGUGGCGGUGCGUAUGCUUUCAAAGGAGAUUCUUCGGGCACGUCAUGCAGUGAGGCGUUUGUACGUCGCUCGCACCCAAAUGAACUCCGUGUCAAUGCAGCUGCAGCAACAGGCGUCGCAGAUCAAGCUGGCGGGCAGCAUCCAGAAGAGCGCAGCCAUCAUGACAGAGAUGAACAGGCUGGUGCACGUGCAGGAGGUGCAGGCCACAAUGCGGGAGAUGAGCAGGGAGAUGAUGAAGGCGGGCCUGAUAGAGGAGGCGAUAAAUGACACCGUUGACAACGCCUUAGAUGAGGACAUCGCCGAUGAGGAGCUGGACGAAGAGGUGAACAAGGUGGUUGAUGAGGUCACGCAUGGCAAGAUGCAGGGCACAACCGUCGCCCAGGCCAGGUUGCCGCAAACGCAGCAGGUGACAGUGGGAGAGGAUGCGGUUGAUGAGAACGAGGAUGAGCUGUUGGCGAAGUUUAACGCCCUUCGCGGUAAUUCCGCGUGA